Molecule: messenger RNA, 1822 nt
Organism: Electrophorus electricus (electric eel)
Lineage: Eukaryota; Metazoa; Chordata; Actinopteri; Gymnotiformes; Gymnotidae
Gene: hoxc5a
Product: homeobox C5a
Biological process (GO): anterior/posterior pattern specification; regulation of transcription by RNA polymerase II
Cellular component (GO): nucleus
Molecular function (GO): RNA polymerase II cis-regulatory region sequence-specific DNA binding; DNA-binding transcription factor activity, RNA polymerase II-specific
Source: RefSeq, a predicted model, not a curated record
UUGCAUCAUGAAAAAAAGCAAAUGAUAUCCCCCCACCUAUAAAUCCUCCUCUUUUUUAGGACAAACCCCCCUCAACUUCCCAAAGAGACAAAUCAAAACCAAUAAACAAUAUAAGCCACAACAACAAACAGUCUAUGUAUGCUUUAUGUUCAUUUAAAUUCUGAUGUGACUACGUGUUUCUAGUCGAGUCCUCUUGGGUCUGUAGGCUAUUUUGUUUAGGAAGUAGAAUGAGCUCGUACGUAGGAAAUCCUUUUUGUAAGCAAUCGCACGACGCAUCCUCCUUUGCCGCCCACACUUUUGGCAACUAUGAGUUCCAUCAGUCCAAUUAUGCGUACGGAGGUCUUGAUCUCAGUGGAGCCUUGGCUUCUGAAGUCUCUUCCAACUCCCCGAAACGGGUGGCGAUGAACACACACGACCGUGCCAGGAUCACCGCGCCACCACAUCGACAGUCCUGCGCAGCAGUGGGCUCGCCGAGUCCUGUUAGCACGCGCGGUUACAACCUGCUCAGUCACGGACUGUUGAGCCAAAAAGCCGAGGACAUUAUGGAAGUUACGGAGAAACCCAGCGGCAAGAGCCAGACUGGUGAUAUGAAGCUGGAGACCACUCCAACGAUUAAACAGCAAACUAUCACGACCGAGCCUCAGACCCAGUCGCAACCGCAGAUAUAUCCGUGGAUGACCAAGCUCCACAUUAGCCACGAAUCUGACGGUAAAAGAUCGCGAACCAGUUACACCCGCUACCAGACUCUGGAGUUGGAGAAAGAGUUCCAUUUCAACCGAUACCUCACUCGUCGCAGGCGAAUCGAGAUUGCCAAUAACCUCUGCCUAAACGAGAGGCAAAUUAAAAUUUGGUUCCAGAACCGGCGCAUGAAGUGGAAAAAGGACUCAAAGUUGAAAGUUAAGGGUGCACUCUAAGAAUGAAGAUAUAGUAGUAUGGUGUUGCAAUGUGCACAGGGGACGGAAAAUACAAUGUACCUUUAUAACAGUAUUGUAAAUGUUUCAAACUUAAUUUUAAACUGUUUAAAACAGAUCAUUAUUCCUGCCAUGUGUUUGUACAAUGUCGUGCUGUAACGUAAAUUUCCCCACAAUUUUUCAGAUGAUAACAGACUGAAAACGGGGAGGAGCUUAUUUGGGUCACACCCAAGUAGAAUGGACUCCGACUUAUUUUACAAUAUAAGUUUUAAAAGGUUGGUUGUGGAAAGGCUAUUAUAUUGGUUUAAGAUAUAGUUUAUGAUUGUCAGGGAAAAAAUAUUUGUUUGCUAUAAAUAUUUGUAAAUAUGUGUUUUGAGCUCUGAAUAUUAAUUUGCCUUCUGUAUUUUCCUUUUUAAAGUCUGAUGGAAUGUCUGUUUGUAUAUUGUAAUCUUUGACGUAACCGCAUCAACGAGCACAGUAAAGAUCAACUGCACGCGAAUAGUAUAGCACCUAUGUUCUCACAUUUUUCAUUGUAUGCUGCAAUAACGCGCUAAGCAUUUGUACUUUAAUUUAAAUUUUGUUUAAACAGAAGACUUUGAUUACUUUACUUUUUUCAGAGUACAAUACACUACCUGUAAAGUAAGCGUGUUGGGCCCAUACUUGUAUUAGCAACAACACAAGCAAGUCUACUGCUAGAUAAAUAGAAUUUUUAGCCUAAGUUUGACACCUGUUCCCUUUAAUUAUUAAUCCACUAUUGUGAGACUUUGUCAGUCCAUGCAACUUCCUAUUUAUUAGGGGUCAAAGACUUAAUUCGUGCGUACUAAAUCUGGUUUUAAAACUAUGUGUAGAAACUAAGCAAUGUGUUGAGACCUCGCAAUUAAAUAAACCUACGACUGAAUUGACCCUCCAAA